AUGUCUGCCGGCGGUCGUUCCUCGCAGCUUCUGGCCCUCGUGGCCAUCUUCUUCAGCAGCUACAUAGUGGGCAUCUAUAGUGCGGCACGUGCCAGCAGUUUGGUCCAAACGUCAGAGUUGAAAGUUAACAACACCCUGAUCCCGGGCAAUGAUACCCUUCUGGCGGAGGAGGAGGAGGACUCCAGCUUGGCCCGCAGUGGAUCGCGACAUCCUCGCUGGUUUCCCUUCUACACAAUCGGCCGCUUUUCCAAUGACAUUUGCACCGGCAACAAUCUGCUCCUGGGCACCUGCGUAAUCAACGGCGAGUGCUCGGACAACAGCGGUGUGGCGGCGGGCAGCUGCUCCUCCAUCACAGCCCAGGCCAUCUGCUGCAUUUAUCAGAGGACAUGUGGAGCGAGCACUUCGUACAAUAACACGUAUUUCUACAACAGCAACUAUCCGGCUCCGUAUGCGGGCGGCGGUCGCUGCUCCAUUGUGGUCACCCCUCCGGAUUCGUCGAUCUGCCAGUUGCGCGUGGACUUCCUCUCGCUUUCGCUGGCUCCUCCCUCGGGCGACGGAUCCUGUGCCACCGAUGCAUUGACCAUCACCGGUGGAGCCUCACAGGUGCCCAGCAUUUGCGGCGAGAACGCCGGCCAGCAUGUGUAUGUGGACUUCAACGGCGUCAGUCCGAUCACCAUUUCAGUGGCCACGUCCGGCAGUUACACCUUCAACCGCAACUGGCAGUUCCAGAUCCGGAUGCUGGGCUGCACAUCGGCCACUUUGGCCCCAGCCGGAUGCCUGCAAUACUAUAUGCCCAGCAGUGGCACCUUGGCCAGCUUCAACUACGUUUCGGCCGCUUCCUCCGCACUCAAUUCGAUUGGAGUGCAGGGCACCAGGCAGCUGGCGAAUACGAAGUACGGGAUAUGCAUCCGCAAGGCGGCCGGAAUGUGCUCCAUCUCGUACAGCCAGGUCGGCUCCGACACGUACUCCUUUACGCUGACCAACGAUGUGGGCGCCGUGGAUCCAACGCUGCUGGCCACCUCAUCGGUGCAGAGCCAGGAUUGCACCACCGACUACAUCAUCAUUCCGGCGCCAACGCAGGACGGCGUUGCGAUGCCCAGCGAUCGCUUCUGCGGACUGGGACUGGUGACCACGACCACGGCGGCGAAGCCUUUCGUGGUCUACACGGUCACCGAUGGCAACGAGGAUAUGGACAUAUCGAAUCGCGGCUUCUAUCUGUCGUAUUCGCAGAACGCAUGUCCCAUUCUGUAACUAUGGUAUAAAAUAAAGAAAAGACUUGAUUAUGAUAGCAUUAAAA
This is a messenger RNA of Drosophila gunungcola (fruit fly), 1297 nucleotides long. RefSeq lists its product as uncharacterized. The record is from RefSeq and is a predicted model, not a curated record. Bases 1 to 1251 code for a protein of 416 amino acids. NCBI's taxonomy places the organism in Eukaryota, Metazoa, Arthropoda, Insecta, Diptera, Drosophilidae. The transcript has 3 exons.